CGCUCCAAAGAGACUGGAAUUUUCAGUGCAGAUUACAGAGGAUGGGAGGAAGAGCAAUGUCGCAGCCACGCGAUGAGGACGACGUUAUCAAGAGGAAGGGGAAGGCUUUAAGAACCACCGCGGAACAUCUCCUUCCUUCGGCGGCACCGCCGCCAUUUCUUCCUGAUGAGAUCAUCACCGAAAUCCUGCUGAGGCUUCCAGCGAGGUUGCUUGUUCAGUUAAGGAGUGUCUGCAGUUCAUGGAAAACCCUAAUUUCCAGCUCCCGAUUCGCCAGCGAUCAUCUUCGCCGUUCAAUCACCGCCGCAGAACCAAGCUUGAGCGAGCCACGAAUCGCUUAUCCUAGAUGGUGGCAUAAACACAACAAAUUCGGAGAUUUCUCCGUACGAUCCGUGUUCGAGAAGCCUUCUACGGAAGGGAUUUGCUUCGAGGGAAAACGUGACUACAACAUUAUUGGCUCUUGCAAUGGAUUACUCUGCUUGGUUGAUGCUGAUCAUAAUAAGUUCCACAACCGUGUGAAUGUCAUCUUGUGGAACCCCUGCACUGGAUUGACAUCUCAAGAACUGGAAUUUGAGGGUUUAUUGAAUGUUUGUGGCUUCGGCUAUGACCAUGUUAGUGACAGUUACAAGCUUGUUGGAAUUGUAAAUGAGGAAGAGAAAACACUAAAACCUCAUAAAUCUGCAACCACUAUAUAUACAAUUGGAUUGAAUUCUUCAUGGAGAAAGAUUCAGGAUAUGGCAUUUAAGGCCAGAUAUAUAGAGAAUAAGGAAGGGGUAUUCGUCCCCGGCAGCGGAACUCUUAAUUGGAUUGUUCCAGGUGAUGGUGCUUUUAAUCCCAUGGUUCUUUCCCUUGAUUUGGAGAAGGAGACUCAUAGUUUGUUUUCCCCACCUAAUCAUAAGGAUAUGUAUUGUCAUUUCAAAAUCCUAAAGUUAUGUGUGCUGAGGAACUACCUUGCAAUUUGUUGUGAACAUAGAACUCAUUGCCCUGUGUGGUUGAUGAAGGAGUAUGGAGUGUCUGAAUCUUGGACUAAAUUGGCCAUGAUCCCACAGUACCUUAACAUACACGUUACUCCUCUGUAUCUUUGGGAAAAUGAUGUUCUUCUGGGGACUGCUGCUCCUUAUUCAAGAAUAAUUAGGUAUAACUUAAACAAUGGCAACUUUAAGUUCCCUGUCAUUGAUGGCCACAGGGAUGGCAUGAUGAAAGUUGCUCCUUUGUCUAAGCACCCGAUGGCAGCGAAGCGAUUCCAUGUUUAUCAUGAAAGCUUGGUUUCUCCAUCACACUGUGGUCUUCUAAGUAGCACAUCUGAAAUGCGUUGGAUCAAACUCAUCAAAGUCAUAAAAAACCCAUGUCUACAAUCUCUUCCAAGUGAAUUCCUCUAUUGGCACACGCAGUCACGUGGCCCACGGAAAAAGAAAUAGGAAUUGGAAAUUGUCAAGUACAUACUCUACUGUAGUCUGUAGUGCAGUAGGGAAGUUAAAAGUUUGUGAAGCUAAACCUUUUCGCCGUCGUGGCCGCCGCUAACCUCUCUUGAAGUUGUUAUGGAGCAGCCACAUGAUUAUAACGAGAGGGAGAGGAAGAUGAAGCCUUCAAGAGUCACCAUAAACUCCCCAAAACGGUCGCUGUCUUCAACGGUAACGCAAUCGCAGCCGCUGCUGUUCUUUCCGGAUGAACUCAUUAGGGAAAUCUUGUUGAGGCUUCCAGCAAGGUCACUGGUUCGGUUACAGAGAGUGUGCAGUUCAUGGAAAACCCUAAUUUCCAGCUCUCAAUUCGCCAAAGACCAUCUUCAACAUUCAACCGCCGCGGGUCCAAGUUUGAGUGGGCCACGAGUUGCUUAUCAUCAUAGUUGCAGCUACGGAUUCGGAGAUUUCUCCUUACGCUCUUUGGUCGAGAACCCUUCCAAACCUACGGAAGUCGUUCUCUUCGAGGAGAGACGUAACCACAGAGUUAUUGGCUCUUGCAAUGGAUUGCUGUGCUUGCUGUUUCAUGUUGAUGGCAUCAACAUCUUUGUCAGGUUGUGGAAUCCCUGUACUGGAUUAUUGACACCCCCAUCGGUGGGAUGUGGAGAUUUCUUAUCGGUUUGCGGCUUCGGCUAUGAUCAUGUGAAUGACAACUACAAGUUUGUUGGGAUUGUAAAUCACAUGGGGGAAUAUAACACUAGAAUUUAUACAUUUUGCCGCAACCCUUCCAAUAGAGCCAUUCAAGAGAUCCCAUUUAACAGCAUAAUGGGUGAUGAUAAAGGGGUAUUUGUGCCUGGCACCGCCACUCUUAGCUGGAUUCGUAGCCAUGCCAUCCUGGGUUGCUUGGUUUUUUCCCUUGACUUGGUGAAGGAGACUUUUAGUGAGUUUUCCCUGCCCUUCAGUGAUCCGCAUGGUAAAAUCUUCUUCUUCCCACGGUUAUGUGUGCUGAGGAACUGCCUUUCAUAUUGUUUUAAUCAUGAGAAAACUCAUUGGUUCGUGUGGAUCAUGAUGGAGUAUGGAGUGCCUGAAUCUUGGACUAAAUUGGCCAUCAUCCCCUGCGUUCCGCGUCUAUCUGAUUAUCAUUUACGUCCAUUGUAUAUCUGGGGAAACAAUAUUCUUGUGGCGGUUGCAACACCUUCAAGGAUAGUUCUGUAUAAUUUGGAUAAUGGUAGCUUUGAAUUUCCUGUAUUGAAACCUACUCCUUCAAUAGGAUUGUCCGUCUUUAUUUAUCACGAAAGCUUAGUUUCACCACUAUAUCCUGGCCUUACAAAUAGCUCAUCCCAAAUUCAGUUAAUCAAACCCUAACGGACAAGCUGUCUUCUGAAUAAUGGUUUGAUUCUAGUCAACUCCUAUGCCUUCUUUAUGAGUUUUGACUUUUGAGAAUUUAUCUGUUCUUAUUGCUUUUCUAAUUUAGUGAUUAUUUAUCUAGUU
This is a messenger RNA of Arachis duranensis, 2885 nucleotides long. Its product is annotated as F-box/kelch-repeat protein At3g23880-like. Bases 42 to 1415 code for a protein of 457 amino acids. The transcript has 2 exons. Lineage: Eukaryota; Viridiplantae; Streptophyta; Magnoliopsida; Fabales; Fabaceae. The record is from RefSeq and is a predicted model, not a curated record. Gene Ontology annotation, molecular function: protein binding.